This is a messenger RNA of Kuraishia capsulata CBS 1993, 1530 nucleotides long. RefSeq lists its product as uncharacterized. Gene Ontology annotation, biological process: ribosomal large subunit export from nucleus. The coding region runs from base 1 to 1530 and encodes 509 amino acids. Gene Ontology annotation, cellular component: cytoplasm; nucleus. Gene Ontology annotation, molecular function: ribosomal large subunit binding. Lineage: Eukaryota; Fungi; Ascomycota; Pichiomycetes; Pichiales; Pichiaceae. The record is from RefSeq and is a predicted model, not a curated record. The transcript has a single exon.
AUGUCUAAUUAUACACACUUGGAUCCGGCUACCCAGCAACAGCAAGGCGGUGUUGCCACCCUGCUCUGUUGUAACUGUGGUGCCCCUAUGGAUGGAUCCACAGGUAUGGUAAUGUGCUACGACUGUAUCAAGCUGACCGUCGAUAUUACACACGGUAUCCCAAGAGAGUCGAACGUUUCGUUUUGUCGUAACUGUGAGCGUUUCUUGCAACCACCAGGACAGUGGAUAAGGGCCGCCUUGGAAUCCAGAGAGUUGCUGGCACUUUGUCUUAGAAGACUGAAGGGUCUGAACAAGGUUAGGUUGAUCGAUGCGUCCUUCAUUUGGACUGAGCCACAUUCCCGUCGUAUUAGAGUCAAAAUUACCGUUCAGGGUGAAGCUAUGGCCAACACCAUCGUUCAGCAGACCUUCGAGGUUGAGUACAUCGUUGUUGCCAUGCAAUGUCCGGACUGUGCCAAAUCUUACACAACCAACACAUGGAGAGCUGCUGUUCAAAUAAGACAGAAAGUUGCUCAUAAAAGAACGUUCUUGUAUCUUGAACAGCUUAUCCUAAAGCAUAACGCUCAUGUCGACACUGUCUCCAUCAAAGAGUCUAAGGAUGGUUUGGACUUUUACUAUGCACAGAGAAACCAUGCCACCAAGAUGAUUGACUUCCUCAACGCGGUUGUUCCCGUCAAGUCCAAGAAAUCCGAAGAACUUGUUUCUACCGAUAUCCAUUCCGGUUCUUCGCAGUAUAAGUUUUCGUACUCCGUCGAGAUUGUGCCACUGUGUAAGGAUGACCUGGUCAUCUUGCCAAAGAAGCUCGCUCGCUCCAUGGGAAACGUCUCCAGACUUGUGCUAUGUUCCAAGGUUUCAAACACUAUUCAGUUCAUAGAUCCCGUUACUCUUCAAAUUGCCGACUUGACUGCCAGUGUUUUCUGGAGAGCACCUUUCGCAGCUCUUGCUGAGGCGACUCAGAUGAUCGAGUUUAUCAUUCUUGAUGUGGAGCCCGUUGGUGAGAGAAAGGGCAGAUGGUUGCUCGCUGAUAUUACAUGUUGCAGAGCCUCAGAUAUGGGAGUCAACGACAAAGAGUUCUACAUAAGGUCGCAUUUGGGUGGUAUCUUGCAUCCAGGAGACUCUGCGCUGGGAUACUACACCAGCAACUCGAACUUCAACUCCGAUCUCUGGGACAGCUUGGACACAGAGAACAUUCCAGAUGUGACUUUGGUGAAGAAACACUACACGAGGACCAACAGGUCUAUCAAAAGAAGACAGUGGAAGCUUAAAAGAAUGGCCAAGGAGCACAACGACAUCGUCGCCAACGACGAAUCCAGACAGGCCAAGCAAGAGGCAGAGAGGGCUGAAAGAGACUACGAGAUUUUCUUGCAAGAAUUGGAAGAGGACCAAGAGCUCAGACAGACUAUCAAUAUGUACAAGGCUGGUGUUCCACAGAAAGAUGAGAAUGACAUGGACGAUGAAGAUGAAGACGAUGCUCCACAAAUUGAUAUAGAUGAGUUGCUGGAUGAGUUGGAUGAGAUGACUUUGGAAGGUUAA